This is a messenger RNA of Sus scrofa (pig), 2011 nucleotides long. It is a transcript of the gene SERPINI1, whose product is annotated as serpin family I member 1. NCBI's taxonomy places the organism in Eukaryota, Metazoa, Chordata, Mammalia, Artiodactyla, Suidae. Gene Ontology annotation, molecular function: serine-type endopeptidase inhibitor activity. The record is from RefSeq and is a predicted model, not a curated record. Gene Ontology annotation, biological process: negative regulation of endopeptidase activity.
GAAAUCGCCCUGGUGGAGCGAGGACGCGGUGUGAGGAUGCGCCCUAGCUAGAGGAGCAGUUUCCCCCAAAGCGGCCAAGAACCAGGCACACCGGGCGGCCAGACCUGCUGGUCAGUCAGGGAUAGGUCGAGCCCGGGCUCCUCGCGUAGGUGUCGGGACGGGGCGGGAAGCCCUGUGCCAGGUGUCAAGCCACUGAGUGAAGGGAGAAGGGUCCCCGGGGAAGGAAAGCGAUAGGACAGCUGCAGAAGUGCUAGGAGCGCGAAGGUACCAGGGCAGCAGCUUCCCGCCGCCUCCAACCGGGCAGCAGGCGGAACAGCCGGGGGAGGAGCAACAGCUGCUGAAUUCGCCAACUAGAGGAGGGAGAGGCGGAGCUUGGGUCCCUGUAGCAGCCGAAGGCGCAGCCUGGACUGUAGUUUCCCGGGAGAGAGGAGAGCAGGAACAGGAGCGGAGCGCAGUCCUCGGAGCCUUAGCUCCAGCAUCCCGCCAGGGGUUGCAGGUGUGUGGGAGGCUUGAAACUAUUCCAACAUGGCUUUCCUUGGAUUCUUCUCUUUGCUGGUGCUGCAAAGUUUGGCCUUAGGGACCACUUUCACGGAUGAAACUAUUACUGAGUUUUCAGUGAAUAUGUACAACCAUCUUCGAGCCACUGGGGAAGAUGAAAAUAUUCUCUUCUCUCCAUUGAGUGUCACCCUUGCAAUGGGAAUGCUGGAACUUGGGGCCCAAGGGUCUACCCUGAAAGAAAUCCGUCAUUCAAUGGGAUAUGAGAGUCUGAAAAGUGGUGAAGAAUUUUCUUUCCUGAAGGAUCUUUCUCACAUGGUAACUGCUGAAGAAAGCCAGUAUGUGAUGAAAAUUGCCAAUUCCCUCUUUGUGCAAAAUGGAUUUCAUGUCAAUGAUGAGUUUUUGCAAAUGCUGAAAAAGUACUUUAAUGCAGAAGUAAAUCAUGUGGACUUCAGCCAAAAUGUAGCUGUGGCCAACUAUAUCAAUAAAUGGGUGGAGAAUAACACAAAUAGUCUUUUGAAAGAUUUGCUAUCCCCAACGGAUUUUGAUGCUGUCACUCAUCUGGCCCUCAUCAAUGCUGUUUAUUUUAAGGGAAACUGGAAGUCACAAUUCAGACCUGAAAAUACCAGAACGUUUUCCUUCACUAAAGAUGAUGAAAGUGAAGUCCAAAUUCCAAUGAUGUAUCAACAAGGAGAAUUUUAUUAUGGGGAAUUUAGUGAUGGCUCCAAUGAAGCUGGUGGUAUCUACCAAGUCCUGGAAAUACCCUAUGAGGGAGAUGAGAUAAGUAUGAUGCUGGUAUUGUCCAGACAGGAAGUUCCACUGGCCACCCUGGAGCCCUUGGUCAAAGCACAGCUCCUUGAAGAAUGGGCCAACUCUGUGAAGAAGCAAAAAGUGGAAGUGUACCUGCCCAGGUUCACAGUGGAACAAGAAGUUGAUUUAAAAAAUGUUUUGAAGGCUCUUGGAAUAACUGAAGUUUUCAUCAAAAAUGCAAACUUGACGGCCUUGUCUGAUAACAAAGAGAUUUUCCUUUCCAAAGCAAUUCACAAGUCCUUCAUAGAGGUUAAUGAAGAAGGAUCAGAAGCCGCUGCCGCUUCAGGAAUGAUUGCAAUUAGCAGGAUGGCUGUGCUAUAUCCUCAAGUUAUUGUCGAUCAUCCAUUUUUCUUUCUCAUCAGGAACAGGAGAUCAGGUACAAUUCUAUUCAUGGGACGAGUCAUGCAUCCUGAAACCAUGAACACAAGUGGACAUGAUUUUGAGGAACUUUAAAUUAUUUUAGUUGAAUAACAAGGAAGAUAGUAUCUAAGCACAUUAUGUUUGCAACUAGUAUAUAUUUGAGACUUGUGCUUUACAAUGUAUCUUAAGAUAAUAUUUAAAAUAGCUUAGAUAAAAACAAUGUAUGUAAAUUGUAGGCCAACUUGUCAAGGAAUGUUAUCAGUAUUAUUGAAGUAAUAGUCCCAUCAUGUCAUUGUGUUUGUUGUGCUAGUAUUUAAAAUAAAAGUCCAUAGUGAACAUGUGAACA